AUGGAGGGGAAGAAGGUGGUGGUGGUCGGUGCUGGCCCGGUCGGAUCGCUGGCGGCACUGUAUGCCUCCUCUCGCGGGGCCGUGGUGGAGAUAUAUGAGCUGCGUGACGACCUUCGCAAUGCGGACACGACGCCUCUCAAUUUCACCAAGUCAAUCAAUCUCGCCUUAUCCAAGCGGGGCAUCGACGCUAUCCGGUCAACGGGAAACGCCGAUCUUCUUGACAAGAUCCUGGCGCGGACGAUCCGCAUGUAUGGGCGAAUGAUCCACCUCCGCUCCUCCAGUGGCGCUUUACUUCAACAGUCCCAAGCAUAUGACGUUCGUGGCCGGUUUCAGCGUUCUGUGGACCGUGGGGAACUCAACAAGGUCCUCCUCGACCAUCUGGACUCGUUACCCAAUGUCGAGUUCUUCUUCCAGCACAAGAUGACAGGCGCGGAUUUCCGGAAGAAGAAGGCUUGGUUUGAAGUGAUGGACAAGACCAGUACCACUCCGUCGGACCGUCCUCAGGAGAUCGAGGUGUCUUUCGAUUUCUGCAUCGGUGCAGAUGGUGCCCAUUCUACCACGAGGCAUCAUAUGAUGAAGUUCGCCCGCAUGGACUAUUCUCAAAUAUAUAUUGACUGCUUGUGGUGCGAGUUCACCAUGCCCCCGACCAAGGAGGGGGGUUACGCCAUGCCCCCAACUUACCUGCACAUCUGGCCGGCUGGCAGCUUCAUGUUCAUCGCCCUCCCCAAUCUCGACAAUACUUUUGUGUGCACGCUCUUUGGGCCUGUCGAGCUGUUCACCAAGCUCGAGAACGGGACAGAUGCGGAGCUGAUCUCGACCUUUGACAAGUAUUUUCCCGGAGUGACCACAUUUAUCCCACCUGCGGACCUGGUGGCCCAGUUUAAGCGCAACCCACACCUGCCGCUGAUCAGUAUCAAAUGUUCGCCGCACCAUUUCGGCGAUGGUGUCGUCAUCGUCGGUGACGCCGCCAAUGCAAUGGUGCCAUUCUAUGGUCAAGGGAUGAAUGCAGGAUUGGAAUCGGUUCGCGUUUUAUUCUCUAAGCUCGACGAGACCUCGAACAGAGCAGAAGCCCUCGCCAAAUACAGCGUCGAACGAACUGAGGACACGCACGUCAUUGCAGACUUGGCGUUGGCGAAUUACAUCGAGAUGCGCUCUUCUGUAACGUCUCCAUUGUACAAGUUGCGCAAGUUCAUCGAAGAGAGGCUCGACAAGUAUGUCCCUAGCUUGGGAUGGGCAACCCAAUAUUCGCGAGUCAGCUUCAGCAACAUGAGAUACAGCGAGGUCAUCAAGAGAUCAAAGAGCCAGAAGCGUAUACUUACGACUUUUCUGGUUGCUGCGACCGGAACAGGCGUGUUGGGCACGGCGGCAGGUGUUUGGUUGUUGUGGACGAGGUUGCGGCAUCAAAAGAUGUUUGGCCUCCCAUGGCCUGGCAGGUGA
Molecule: messenger RNA, 1437 nt
Organism: Cladophialophora psammophila CBS 110553
Lineage: Eukaryota; Fungi; Ascomycota; Eurotiomycetes; Chaetothyriales; Herpotrichiellaceae
Product: kynurenine 3-monooxygenase
Exons: 2
Coding region: 1-1437 (478 amino acids)
Biological process (GO): quinolinate biosynthetic process; L-tryptophan catabolic process; NAD+ metabolic process
Cellular component (GO): mitochondrial outer membrane
Molecular function (GO): kynurenine 3-monooxygenase activity; FAD binding; NAD(P)H oxidase H2O2-forming activity
Source: RefSeq, a predicted model, not a curated record